AUGAAGGCUACUAUCUUGAAUCUUGCCGUUGCGGCAUCCUUUGCUGCCAGCGCGGCUGCCCAGCCCCACCACCACGGCCACCAUCACCACAAGAAGAACGCCGCCGAGAAGCGCGAUGUUGAAACUACCUAUGUUCCUGCUACCGUUACCCAGUACGUGCUUGACGAUAAGGUAGUGAGCGCUGACGAGGCCAAGAAUGGGUUGGACAAGGGUCUCUACGUCGUUGUUGGCGAGACUACCCCUACUUUCACCCCUCCUCCCCCGCCUGCUGUUACUAGCAGCUCGUCUUCCAAGAGCGACGCGGUCUUCAUCCAGAAGGUUACUGCGAGCUCUUCGUCUUCCGCUGCUCCUACCACAACCUCUUCCGCCCCUGCCGCGACCUCUUCGAGCUCCGAUUCCACUGGAUACGCCACUGGUAUCGAUGCUGAUUUCCCCGAUGGCAAGAUCAGGUGCGACCACUUCCCUGAGGAGUACGGUGCUGUUCCUCUUAAGUGGCUCGGCCUCGGUGGCUGGAGCGGUCUUCAAUACACACCUAGCUACAAGUUUGGUGACUUUUCCAUCAGCUUCAUCGAGACCGGUGUGAAGGGAAUGGCCAAGAAGACUGGAUUCUACUCCUAUGCUUGCCCCGAAGGAUAUGUUAAGUCGCAAUGGCCUUCGGCUCAAGGAAGCACCAAGCAAUCCGUGGGUGGAUUGUACUGCAACGAUGACGGCUAUCUCGAGCUUAGCCGUCCCGAAUCCAAGACUCUCUGCGAGCCAGGUGUCCCGGGUAUUACCAUCAACAACAAGAUGCAGAAGAAUGUAGCUAUCUGCCGUACCGACUACCCCGGUAUCGAGGCUAUGGUUAUCCCCGUAGACGCACAGCCUGGUGCCGUCCGCCAGCUGGCCAACAUCGAAUCCGCCGACUACUACCACUGGGACAACAAGCCUACCACUCUGCAGUACUACGUCAACCAGCCCGGUGUCUCAGUUGAGGACGGAUGUGUUUGGGACUGCUCUGAGGACCACGAUGAGUGCGGUAACUGGGCUCCCACUAUCCUUGGCGUUGGCAAGUCCAGCGAUGGUAACACUUAUAUUUCUCUAUUCCCGAACACGCCUACCAGCAGUGCCAAGCCCAAGAUGAACAUCAACAUUACUGGUGAUGUCAGCAUUCCUUGCUACUUCAAGGAUGGUGAAUACGCAAUUGGCAGCAGUGGAUGCACCACUACCAUCCCUAGCGGUGGCAAGGCCGUUGUUACGUUUACCGAUGCCUAA
Molecule: messenger RNA, 1251 nt
Organism: Daldinia childiae
Lineage: Eukaryota; Fungi; Ascomycota; Sordariomycetes; Xylariales; Hypoxylaceae
Product: Secreted beta-glucosidase sun1
Exons: 2
Coding region: 1-1251 (416 amino acids)
Biological process (GO): fungal-type cell wall organization
Cellular component (GO): fungal-type cell wall; cell surface
Source: RefSeq, a predicted model, not a curated record